This is a messenger RNA of Polistes dominula (European paper wasp), 2435 nucleotides long. RefSeq lists its product as uncharacterized. The record is from RefSeq and is a predicted model, not a curated record. Gene Ontology annotation, cellular component: membrane. NCBI's taxonomy places the organism in Eukaryota, Metazoa, Arthropoda, Insecta, Hymenoptera, Vespidae.
GAUUAUGCAUUAUAUAUAUAUUUCUUUAAUAUAACAAUUUUAAGAGAUAGUAUAAAUCACAAACUUGUUAUCUUUGGUAGUGUGUUUGAUAGAGACAACGAUAUUUCCGGGAUGAUUUAUGUACAUAAUCUCAUACGAAUACAAUUGCGGUUAUGUUUAUCUACAAACCGUUAUAUCAAACUGAUUUCACAAGAAGUGAACGUGACCGCGCAAGCUCUGUUUCCUUCAAUGAAAUGUCGUGCUUGCAUAUGGAACCGUUAACAAAGAGACAACGAUAAAAACCUGUGGGUAAAACACCUACAGCUGUGAUGAUCAAAAUGUCAUUUAGUUUGAUUAUUAGUGCAUGGCUAAUUAUUUUUGGUACUCUAACCAAAUUCACCAAUGGAGAAUUUGAAUUUUAUCAGGAUGCAGUUCCCGAAGCGCCACAAGAUAUAACCGCUUUAAAACAGUUUGCUGAAUACAUUACAAAUCAAAAUCGUAAACAACAAAUGCAUCAUUCAUAUUUAUUACCACUUCUGACCUCACAGAUUAACAUGAAACAUCAUUUGGAUCUUACCGAUCAAGAAAAGAAUGAACUUUUUAAAUCAUUAAAAGGAAAAUAUCAUUUCAACGAUAGAUUGAGAGAUGAAAGAUUAACACCAUGGAAUUACAUUUCUCAGAUUCAACCUAACGAUUUAAAACAGACAUUGCCUAAAAACGAUUAUAAUCUCUUAUAUUUUGGUACCAAUCCGAUGCUUAAGAAUGUUAAAUAUUACUUCAAUCCUAAAGUACCUUAUCGUAAUAAAUUUAUAAAAGAAAAUCCAAAGUAUAGGGAUAUUGAUGUUGCAUAUGUCCAAGACAAAAUGUCUCCAAAAGAAACUCUGUAUAAUCCUGAAAUUGAUGAUAAUGUUAACAAAGAAGCAUUGGUAAAGAAGUUUUUUCAUCAAAAUAAUCUUAUGUCUACAAAUAGACAAACAAUAGAAGAAAAUAAAAGCUUCAUACAACAAAUUGAACAAAUACAACCAGUUGAACAGAUGCAACCAAUUGAACAAUUACCUAAAUUUACAUAUUAUCUUGGUGAACCUGAUAUAAAAGAUAAACAUCCAUUUGCUAUUAAACCUAAUGAUCCUAGGUAUUAUAAAGAAAUCAUUUGGAAUGUUGAUACUAAAAGUAGUAAGGAAUAUGAAGAGAUGACUGUCGAACCAAUAACCAAUAAAGAAAAUUUAUUAGUCGAAACAACUACUGUAAAACAAUUAACGGAUACAGAUGUCAAGAAACACGAUGAAGUAGAAGAUAUUAAUGUUUCUACAUUAAUGGAAACAGAACAAUCUGAAGAAAAUCGUCCUUUUAUUUUUGCAAUGCCUCAAGAUUUAAAUGAUGAUAUAUAUUUUAUUGCUAUUAUUGCUGGUUGCAGUGCUGCGGCAAUGUUCAUCUGUGUAUUAAUCAGUUUAACGUGGUGCAGGUUGCAACGUGGAGUAAAAGCAGCUGCUGAUAUAGAAUAUCCAGCUUAUGGCGUAACAGGUCCAAAUAAGGACAUAUCACCUUCCGAAGACCAAAGACUUGCUCAAUCUGCACAAAUGUAUCAUUUCCAACAUCAGAAACAACAGAUUAUCGCUAUGGAAAAUCGUACCUCUGCAACUAGAGAUACGGGGUCUGUAUCCGAUGCAGAAAGCGAUGAAGAAAAUGAAGAAGGUGACUACACUGUCUAUGAAUGUCCUGGCUUAGCUGCGACUAGUGAAAUGGAGGUAAAAAAUCCUUUAUUCAACGACGUGCCAACUCCAGCUACACCAGCGCAUACUAAUAAAGAAGAGGACCAUAUGUAGUUUCAGUAAAUCGCAACCACAUUUACUUUGAAAAUCUUCUGUGGUGCUUAGCUCAUUGUUAACGUACCAUAUCAAAAAUAGCUAUCUGUAUUAAAGGUAACAAAUUUUAUUAUUAUUAUUAUUAUUAAUUUUAUUAUUAUUAUUAUUAUUAUUAUUAUUAUUAUAUGGGGAAUACCACCCAUAAGAAAAAAAUAUUUUAAUGAAAACAAACGUACGAAGUAUGAUUGCAGUUUUUAAAAACAAAGCUUUUUAAAUUAUAUUAAGAUUUUUAUAUGAUCAUUUUUUUUUUUAUUUAUUUAUUUAUUUAUUUUUUUUUUUAUUUAUCUUUUUCUUUAUAUGAACAUAAAUAGUAUAUAUAUUUUCAUAACGAUAGAUGAUAUUCAAUACGACUAUAUACAGCAAACUUUAAACAGAAUUUGAUGCAUUUUUAUGUGUUGCAUUUAUAUAUUAGAAAAUAUUACAUACAGAAAUGAGAUUUUUUAUUGCAUUUAUUUUCAUUGAAUUAUUAUGAUUAUUUGUAAAUGAUUUUAUUCAUAUAUUAUAACAUAUUAUUAUUAUAAUUGAAUUCUGUAUGGAAAGUUUUUGACUUGAAACUUAUGCGCAUUCAUGUAUUAAUAUAUAUAUAUAUAUAUA